Molecule: messenger RNA, 2650 nt
Organism: Oncorhynchus gorbuscha (pink salmon)
Lineage: Eukaryota; Metazoa; Chordata; Actinopteri; Salmoniformes; Salmonidae
Product: NACHT, LRR and PYD domains-containing protein 12-like
Exons: 6
Coding region: 1-2520 (839 amino acids)
Molecular function (GO): protein binding
Source: RefSeq, a predicted model, not a curated record
AUGGCCAUAUCUGUGAAAGAGCGUCUCCUGGCAGUUCUGGAUGAUCUCAGCUCUGACGAGCUGAAGAGAUUUAAGUGGCAUCUAACUACAGAACAGCAGCUGGAUGGCUUCCCUCACAUUCCAAAGGGCCGGAUGGAGACAUCUGACGGACUGGACAUAGUGGAUCAGAUGGUGCAGAAAUACAGGGGGAAUGUGGCUGUGCAGAUCACACUGGACAUCCUGAAGAAGAUUAGCCGCAACGAUCUCGCUGAGAAGCUAAACAGAGACUGUCCAAUAGGUCCUUCAGAUGAAGAUGGUGAGAAGUUCCAGCAUGUAUAUAAACUGGAAGUAAAAAAGAAGUUCCAGCAUGUAUUCAACGGGGUACCAAAGCAGGGCCAUAAACAACUUCUCAAUGAGAUCUACACAGAGCUCUACAUCACAGAGGGGGGAAGUGGAGAGGUCAAUCAGGAACAUGAGGUGAGACAGAUCGAGAUCACGUCCAAGAAUCCAGCAAGACCAGAGGCUAAAAUCCUCUGCAAUGACAUCUUCAAACAAUCCUCUGGACAAGACAAACGUAUCAGAACUGUGCUGACAAAGGGAGUCGCUGGCAUUGGAAAAACUGUCUCUGUGCAGAAGUUCAUUCUGGACUGGGCUGAAGGGAAAGCCAAUCAGGAUAUCCAAUUCGUAAUUUCACUCCCUUUUCGGGAGCUGAAUUUGGUGAGGGGGGAAAAGUACAGUUUUGUAGAACUUCUACAUAAAUGUGUCUUAGAGACUGGAGUGAUUGAGAGGGACUUUUUGAAUCACAUUUUAACAAAAUUGCAAAAACCAGGAAACCACAAUGACAGCAAGUACAAAGUUGUAUUUGUCCUUGAUGGUCUGGAUGAGUGCCGACUGACCCUCGACUACGAGACCGGUAAGAGCUGGUGUGAUGUCACAGAGCCAACCUCAGUGGACGUGCUGCUGACAAACCUCAUCAAGGGAAAUCUGCUUCCCUCUGCUCUCCUCUGGAUAACCUCCAGACCUGCAGCAACCAAUCACAUCCCUCCUGAGUGUGUUGAUCAGGUGACAGAGGUACGAGGGUUCAAUGACCCACAGAAGGAGGAGUAUUUCAGGAAGACAUUCAGUGAUGAGGACCUGGCCAACAGAAUCAUCUCACACGUAAAGACAUCAAGGAGCCUCCACAUCAUGUGCCACAUUCCAGUCUUCUGUUGGAUCUUAGCUGCAGUUCUGGAGCAUGUGUUGAGUUCAGAUAAGAAUGAAGAGAUGCCCAAGACUCUGACUCAAUUAUUUAUUGGGUUACUGAUAUUUCAGACCAAACAGAUGAAUGAUAAAUAUCACAAGAAAGGUGAGCGAGAUCCACGCAGGGAUAAAGAGAGCAUCCUGGCACUGGGGAAACUUGCUUUUAACCAGCUGGAAAAUGGCAACCUCAUUUUCUAUGAGGCAGACCUGGAAAAGUAUGGCGUUGAUGUCACCGAAGCCUCAGUGAACUCAGGAGUGUGUACACAGAUCUUUAGACAGGACUAUGGGCCGUACCAGAACAAGGUGUACUGCUUUGUGCAUCUGAGCGUUCAGGAGUUUCUGGCUGCGUUGUAUGUUUUCCUCUCCUUCAACAACAGCAAUGUAAACCCGAUGACCGAAGAUCGAUCCUUCAUCAGAAAAUUUCUAGUGAAGUUGAAUCCUGCCAUCACCUUCCACACGAUUGCAGUGGAUAAAGCCUUACAGAGUGAGAAUGGACACCUGGACCUGUUCCUCCGCUUCCUUCUGGGCCUCUCACUGGAGUCCAAUCAGACUCACUUACACGGCCUACUGACACAGACAAGAAGCACCAGAAGCAGCUCACGGGGCCACGAGGAAACAGUCAAGUACAUCAAGAAGAAGAUCAGGGAGAAUCCCUCUCCAGAGAGGAGCAUCAAUCUGUUCCACUGUCUGAAUGAACUGAAUGACCAUUCUCUAGUGGAGGAGAUCCAAAGCUUCCUGAGAUCAGGAAGUCUCUCAAAACCCAACCUGUCACCUGCACAGUGGUCAGCUCUGGUCUUUGUGUUGCUGACUUCAGAACAGGAGCUGGAUGUGUUUGACCUGAAGAAAUACUCCAGAUCAGAGGAAGGUCUUCUGAGGCUGCUGCCAGUGGUCAAAGCCUCCAGAACUGUUCUGCUUAAUGGCUGUAACCUCACUGAGAAAUGCUGUGAAGCCUUGGCCUCAGCGUUCAGCUCAACCUCCUCAAACCUGAGAGAGCUGGACCUGAGUGACAACAACCUCCAGGAUUCAGGAGUGAAGCUGCUCUCUGCUGGACUGGAGAAUCCACACUGUAAACUGGAGACCCUGAGGUUGUCACGCUGUCUGAUCACAAAGAAAGGCUGUGCUUCUCUGGCCUCAGCUCUGAGGUCCAACCCCUCCUACCUGAGAGAGCUGGACCUGAGCUACAAUAUCCCAGGAGAGUCAGGAGUGAAGCAGCUCUCUGCUGGACUAGAGGAUCCACACUGGAGACUGGAGAAACUCAAUGUUGACCACCGUGUACUGGCUGCUGAAAAAAUAUGCCUGUGAUGUCACACUGGACCCGAACACAGCAUGCAGACACCUCUCUCUGUCAGAGGGGAACAGGAAGGUGACACGGGGGACAGAGAAGCAGCCGUAUCCUGAUCACCCAGAGAGAUUUGAGGACUGGCCACAGGUG